AGAAUGACAUAGCUAGUGAGAAAUACUAUUCUAUGACUGCUAGAGAAGAACUGUUGAAUAAGUUGCUUGAGAAAGACAUAGAAAAUACAAAAGGGUAUUAUACUGAAGACAUGAAUAAGAAGAAACUAACAAUCAAUAUACAAGAGAAAGGUCCUACUGUUUAUCUUUCCCAAGUAGAAGAAAAUUUAUAA
Messenger RNA from Acaulospora morrowiae, 191 nucleotides. Lineage: Eukaryota; Fungi; Glomeromycota; Glomeromycetes; Diversisporales; Acaulosporaceae. The record is from the annotation of a GenBank genome assembly.